Gaeumannomyces tritici R3-111a-1 is the source of this 1866-nucleotide messenger RNA. RefSeq names its product WD repeat-containing protein. Gene Ontology annotation, molecular function: protein binding. The record is from RefSeq and is a predicted model, not a curated record. The transcript is spliced from 2 exons. Lineage: Eukaryota; Fungi; Ascomycota; Sordariomycetes; Magnaporthales; Magnaporthaceae. The coding region runs from base 349 to 1782 and encodes 477 amino acids. Gene Ontology annotation, biological process: DNA-templated DNA replication; rRNA processing. Gene Ontology annotation, cellular component: nuclear pre-replicative complex.
CCACACAGGCUGCCAGGAAAUUUUCUUCUGUGCAAGUUGAGGCUGGCGGCAACACGCCAGCACGCGCGCCCACGUGAGGCCCUUGACCAACACUCCUUCCAGACCACAGCAGAUCAACAAAACGUCUUGUCCACGAGGCGUUCCGAGACCUGCCCGUUGGUGGCAGGGGUUCACGCAGGACAGCGUUGAAAAACAGCCUGGGACAUACAUACUCAUACGUACAUACAUAUACAGUCGGCUGAAACGGCCGAAACGACGGACAUCGAUAAACGGUGUCUGGGGCUGGCUGAGAAAGCAAGGGAUAGAUAGGAUUUACGUGCGGUGCGUCGGCGCAACCGGGCAGGCGACAUGCUGUCCGAGGAGUUCGUCUCGGCCAUCUGCGGCCCCCCUCUGACCAGCAACACCAGCAUCGCCAAGGACGUCGGCGUCUACGUCCACACCCUCAGCCCGGCCUACUCGGUCAAGGGCACCUUCAAGAAGAACUCGGCCCCGCCCAACUGCCUGGCCGUCAACGAGAGUCACGUGUUCGCCGCCCAGGACGGCAAGGCCGCCCUGCACGUCUACUCGCGCCCGAGGGGCAACCAGGAGGCCUACGUACCCUUCCCCGAGAAGAUCCGCUGCGUGGCCCUGGCCGGUGAUGUCUUGGUCCUGGGCACCACGGAGGGGCGGAUCAUGUUAUGGGAGUACUGCACGGGCAGGCUAGUCUCCACGCCCCCCUGCCACGUGCAGGCCGUGACCUGCCUGGCCACGACCGCGCACCACGUGCUGAGCGGCUCCGACGACUCCAACGUGCACGUGUGGUCGCUCGCCUCGCUCCUGGCCCUGGACCCGGCGUCGGAGCACGAGCCCGAGCGCACCCUGUCCAACCACCGUGCGGCCGUGGUGGCCCUGGCGACCGACCAGCCAGCCACGUCGUCGUCCCCGCCCACCUCGGGCGGUGCCGCCGGCGCCCUUUGCGUCUCGGCCGCGCGCGACAAGACGUGCGUCGUCUGGGACGUCGCGACCGGCCAGGCCCUGCGCACGCUCCUGCUGCCCGCGGCGCCGCUCUGCGCGGCGCUCGACCCGUGCGCGCGCGCCCUCGCCGUCGCCACCGACGACGGCUGCCUGCACCUGGUCGAGCUCCUCGGCGACCCGCCCUUGCUCGGCGCCCACGCGCCCGAGGCCGCCUCCACCGCCGUCCAGGUGCCCGCGUCCGACCCCUUCGGCCUGGCCCCGCUCGACGCCUACGGGCCCGCCGCCUGCCUGGCCGUCAGCCACGACGGCACCGUGCUGCUGUCGGGCCACGCAAAGGGCAAGGUCCUGCAGUGGAGCCUCGCGACGGCGGCCGAGGGUGGUAGCGGCCCGCCGCCCGUGGAGCUGGCGGACCUGAACGCCGCCGUCAGCAAUGUCGCCUUUGUGCCGCCGCUGCCGCGCACCAGGUCGACGGUUGCCCCGGCCGUCGUGAAGCCCGCCGCCGCCAACGCCGCCGCCGCCGCGGGGUACAGCUUCACGGCGCAGCUGGAGGGCGACCUGGGCGGCGGCGGCGGCGGCGACCGCCAGGCCAGCAGGUUCGAUAGGCUGCUCGCCACGCCGGGGUUCGGACAGGAAGCGCUCGAGCAGGCCGUGCUCGCGCUCGAGCAGCAGCAGCAGCAGCAGUCCACGAGCGGUGGCGGUGGCGGUGGGGGGCCGAGCGAGAACGAGGUGAAUCUGCAGCUCCAGAACGAGGAGCUGCUGCAGAUCAUCAACGAGCAGCGUGCGCUCUACAAGCAGGUGCUGCAGAAGCAGGCUGCCUCGGAGUCAUAACAUUGCUUCCCGUCCGUCUUUGUUGCUUGUUGAUUUCGAUAGUCGAGUCCAUAGACGAAUAUACCCUACCAGGUCUCGCGGCAG